Molecule: messenger RNA, 3031 nt
Organism: Anarrhichthys ocellatus (wolf-eel)
Lineage: Eukaryota; Metazoa; Chordata; Actinopteri; Perciformes; Anarhichadidae
Gene: mat2ab
Product: methionine adenosyltransferase 2Ab
Exons: 9
Coding region: 166-1353 (395 amino acids)
Biological process (GO): S-adenosylmethionine biosynthetic process
Molecular function (GO): methionine adenosyltransferase activity; ATP binding
Source: RefSeq, a predicted model, not a curated record
AUAUAGUGGAGCUCUGCGCCAUGAGGCUCAAGCAUCUACAUACCGAGGUACUGGGACUCUAAUUCUGGAGCGGAGGGAGAACGCCGAGACACUGCUUGUAGAAAAGAUAGACCGUAAGCUUGAAAUUAACGCCGUAACAUUUAUACACACCAGCCGUUAACGACAAUGAACGGGCAGAUCAAUGGCUUCCAUAACUCCCUCAUUGACGAGGACUGCUUCUUGUUCACCUCAGAGUCGGUGGGAGAAGGACACCCCGACAAGAUCUGUGAUCAGAUCAGUGAUGCCGUUUUGGAUGCCCAUCUGAAGCAGGAUCCUGAUGCCAAAGUUGCAUGUGAGACUGUUGCCAAGACUGGGAUGAUCCUGUUGGCUGGUGAGGUGACAUCAAGGGCCACAGUGGACUAUCAGAAAGUUGUUCGAGACACCAUCCGCCAAAUUGGAUACGACGACUCCUCCAAAGGCUUUGACUAUAAGACCUGUAAUGUUCUUGUGGCCUUGGAGCAGCAGUCUCCGGACAUUGCUCAGGGAGUUCACAUUGACCGUAACGAGGAGGACGUUGGAGCAGGGGACCAGGGCUUGAUGUUUGGAUAUGCCACUGAUGAGACUGAGGAGUGUAUGCCUCUCACAAUCGUCCUUGCCCACAAACUGAAUGCUAAGCUGGCUGAGUUGCGUCGCAAUGGCACUCUCCCAUGGCUCCGGCCAGACUCAAAGACACAGGUUACUGUCCAGUACCGCCAGGACCGAGGUGCCAUGCUUCCAGUGCGUGUGCACACGGUUGUUGUCUCUGUUCAGCAUGACGAGGAUGUUUGCCUGGAGGAGAUGAGAGACACCCUGAAGGAGAAAGUCGUCAAGGCUGUUGUUCCAUGCAUCUAUUUGGACGAUGACACAAUUUACCACCUGCAGCCCAGCGGCCGAUUUGUUAUUGGAGGCCCACAGGGGGAUGCUGGCCUGACUGGGCGUAAAAUUAUUGUUGACACUUACGGCGGCUGGGGAGCCCACGGCGGCGGUGCCUUCUCUGGGAAGGAUUACACAAAGGUGGACCGCUCGGCUGCUUACGCUGCACGCUGGGUGGCGAAGUCUCUGGUGAAGGCGGAGCUUUGCAGGAGAGUGUUGGUCCAGGUUGCCUAUGCUAUUGGAGUUGCCCAUCCCCUUUCCAUUUCUAUCUUCCACUACGGGACCUCCGACAAGAGUGAGAGGGAGCUGCUUGACAUUGUAAAGAAGAACUUUGAUCUCCGCCCUGGCGUCAUUGUCAGGGAGCUGGAUCUGAAGAAGCCCUUGUAUCAGAGGACCGCAGCCUAUGGCCACUUUGGCCGAGACUCCUUCCCAUGGGAGGUGCCCAAAAAACUCAAAUACUAAACAUGUUAAGCUUUUCCCCCCCAGGCCUGUUGGUGUAUACUACAGAGAAGCCUCCAAGGUUCCGGGGGUGAAAUGCCCUUAUCUCUCUCAUAGUAAUGGUAUCCUUUAACACAUGACUCCCUUUCUCACUCAAACUCCCUCCUUGUCUUCUUGUUGUUUUUCUGCUGGUUGCGGUAUCGUAGUGGGUCGUAGCAGGCAUGGCUCAGAAACUUUAUGUUUAAAGAAUUGGGUGGGUUCCAUGAACUCAUGCACCACAGUACUUCAUGUUCUCUCACGUCUCGAGGUUCCCCCGAUUCUUGCCGCGAUGGACCCUGAAUAGCUGCAUCGAGUUAUUCUCCGUUUGGCAUUCCACACCCGUCAAUAUCGGUCUUGUAUUCGGCGUGAUUGCGAUAGCAUGUUAGGCUAUAAGCUAUACCCCUCUUAAUUUACUGGUGCUACUGAUGGUAGGAGUCUGCGCAACAUCUACAUUUUUCUCUCUGAUCUGGCACCUUAAAACAGCUUGGUGUCUUGCUAAACAUUCCUCCUUUUGUCAAUCUGGUACAAUAAUUCCCUGACCCAGUCGGUGUUGUCCUUUUUUGUUAGCUUUACCCCUGCGAGGAUGCUAGAAUGGCACAAUUUAAAAUUAAGGGUUGUUGCUGUUUUUCACACAAAAAAAAAUGCUAUGCAUUUCAGACUAAUGGGAGAACCAAAUCCUAAUUAUUCAAGCUCUCAGAGGAUUAUAAAUCUUCAGACGCCCCUUACAGACCUUUGCUGUUUUCUGACGUCAUACAGAAAAGUCAGAAGCUGCUAUGUCACUGCUCUGGUCUGCAGAGGUUUUUGUUAUACUUGAAAAUAAUGGCAAAAUUGGAUUGUUAUGCAUUGAAAUUAAAUUUUAAAAUGAGUCCUCUUUUUAAAUGUAGUUUCACUUGCUUUUUAUGGUUCGAUGUGACUAACGGCCCUUCUACUCCUUUAAGUAUAUGGAUGGCAGGUGUAGCUACAGAGAAACCUGGUCUCCGUCUUUAUCCUUAAUUGAGUGUUCUUUGCCACAGAGUCUUACUGGCUUGAAGUCAAACCUCAACACUAUUUAUUUGUUCUCUGAAACUCUGCGUGGAUACAGAGAAGCGGAUGUUUCAGAAGGCAGCUUUAAACAUACUUGGCUAAUGAGUCUUGAAUUCCUUUUGACUUGAUCAUGUUUCAGUGUUUGGCUUGAGGCCCCAGAGUGUCGUACAGAAAAGCUUUGGGCCGCCUCAAGACGAAAGUGUCACUGGCUACUGUUAGUAACUAUUUUACAACCGUUUUUAUCAUUUUUUUGGACUACAGAUCAUACUUUUAAGUGGGUUGGUUUUGAAAUCUCAUUAAAUUGACUGGUGCAAUUCUUUAGCUCUUACCUAUCUUCAAUGGAAUGACUACAUUUGGUUGGUGUUGUACAGAGAAACCAGCCUUGUUUACGCAGCCACCCCAUCUGUGGGAUAGGUUUUGGUUUUGUUCCCCUUUACCACUCUGAGGUCACCCCGUUGGCUACCGUAAGAGUAGGAGUGCCUUUUCUAUUUCCUCUACUCCCCAUUUGCUUUCCUCCCAUCCUACCAACAUUGCGCUCAACUUCCAGAGGAACAAGUAGCUGAUACUGUAUUGUGCUUAAUGUCUAGACUGGGUAGUUCCUUUAUGCUCUGUAAUAAACGACUACUCCUUUCAAAUGUCA